Messenger RNA from Fundulus heteroclitus (mummichog), 1710 nucleotides. Its product is annotated as WD repeat-containing protein 5. The transcript is spliced from 14 exons. Gene Ontology annotation, cellular component: Set1C/COMPASS complex. Gene Ontology annotation, molecular function: histone binding. Bases 219 to 1220 code for a protein of 333 amino acids. Lineage: Eukaryota; Metazoa; Chordata; Actinopteri; Cyprinodontiformes; Fundulidae. The record is from RefSeq and is a predicted model, not a curated record.
CGCAGCGCCUCAGCACACCACAUUCCCCGCUUCUCCUUCUCCUCGCAGGUCCUCCCAGCUCAACGCAAACAUUAAGCGAGCUGCUUGGCUUUGCUGCUCAGCGGGGCCUUUCACUCCACACCGGACGGGCUUUCUCCCCGUUUCCCCGUCUCUACGAAGAAACAGCGUCUGACCCUGACUCAGCAUCUUUAGGUCCGAUCAAUGUUAGUGCUCUCACCAUGGCAACCGAAGACAAGAAGCCAGAGACCGACACCAAGCCUCCAGUCGUCCCGUCAGCGUCCGCCAGCCAAAGCAAGUCGGCGCCCGCCAAGCCCAACUACAGCCUGAAGUUCACGCUGGCGGGACACACCAAGGCCGUGUCCUCCGUCAAGUUCAGCCCGAGCGGGGAGUGGCUCGCCAGCUCCUCCGCCGAUAAACUCAUAAAAAUCUGGGGCGCGUACGACGGCAAGUUUGAGAAGACCAUAUCUGGACACAAGCUGGGCAUCUCUGACGUGGCCUGGUCCUCCGACUCCAACCUCCUGGUGUCGGCGUCUGACGACAAGACCCUGAAGAUCUGGGACGUCAACUCGGGGAAGUGCCUAAAAACCCUGAAAGGCCACAGCAACUACGUCUUCUGCUGCAACUUCAACCCCCAGUCCAACCUCAUCGUGUCGGGAUCGUUCGACGAGAGCGUGAGGAUAUGGGACGUGAAGACGGGCAAGUGUCUGAAAACGCUGCCGGCUCACUCCGACCCCGUCUCCGCGGUUCACUUCAACCGGGACGGCUCUCUGAUCGUGUCCAGCAGCUACGACGGCCUCUGCCGGAUCUGGGACACGGCGUCGGGGCAGUGUUUAAAAACGCUGAUCGACGACGACAAUCCGCCGGUGUCCUUUGUGAAGUUUUCUCCCAAUGGCAAAUACAUCCUGGCUGCCACACUGGAUAACACGCUGAAGCUGUGGGACUACAGCAAAGGAAAGUGCUUGAAGACGUACACGGGCCAUAAAAACGAGAAGUACUGCAUUUUCGCCAAUUUCUCCGUCACCGGUGGGAAGUGGAUCGUGUCGGGCUCAGAGGACAACAUGGUUUACAUCUGGAACCUGCAGACGAAGGAGAUCGUGCAGAAACUCCAGGGCCACACAGACGUCGUCAUUUCCACCGCCUGCCACCCGACAGAGAACAUCAUCGCAUCCGCCGCUCUAGAAAACGACAAAACCAUCAAGCUAUGGAAAAGCGACUGCUAAUUCUCUUAUUUUUGGAAUACUUUUGGCAUAUUCACCUUUCUAUAUAUAUGUUUUUUGUUUUUUUUCUACAUUUUGUUGCAAGACAAGAGGAUCCUUUUUUUUAUAUAAAGGAGCUCCUGAUGGAUGCAGAGAACUGGAGGUGAAACUGAGUAAGGAGUAGCAAACCCUUCAACUACACAUCAGCUUUGCAGUGAAAAAUCUUCCUCACAUCCGAUGGUGUCGUUUUAUUCGUCUGUUUAAAAAAUAAAAAAAAUGACCCAAAAGGAGUAAAUCGUGUUAAAGAAACACUCGGCUGUUGCAGUGUUUUUUUUCGCCUCUCUGCUUCACGACGGCUGCUGUCCAAUAAAUGUUGUCACCGGGCCUCCGCGCCGUUCCUGUUGUCUUUCUACUUUGUCUGUGUGGACGUGAAGUACCGUUUAAAACCAGAGCGUAUUUACAUUAAGCUUUAGCCUUAAUGAAGUAGGAGAAAAAAAAUAAUUACCUUUUUAAA